Messenger RNA from Caenorhabditis auriculariae, 764 nucleotides. NCBI's taxonomy places the organism in Eukaryota, Metazoa, Nematoda, Chromadorea, Rhabditida, Rhabditidae. The record is from the annotation of a GenBank genome assembly.
AUGGCGCGGUCUUUGGUGACAGUGUUGGCUGUGCUGGCGUUUCUGAUGGCGUUAGUCAUACAAGACGUCCAUGGCCGCAUUUUCUACGAUCAGCUCGAAGACGAAGAUUACAGGUAAAAUGAUUCUAAAAUGAUUCAAAAACAAUAUUAGAGACGCUUUGAAUGGAAUAAUUAUAAAAAAAGAAUUUUUUUUAAAAAAAGGUGGCGGGAAAUAAAAUGCAUUCUGUGCAAACACUCUGCGUAGCUUUGCUGUACAGAAUGCCUGAAAAAAAUAAUUUUUUUCCCGUUUACCUUUUUCUUUAGAAGCCUUUUUUUCUCAACCUUUUCCUUUUUUUAAUUUUUGAAUAAUUUAUAUUUUUUUAGAUUGAUGCCGGUUCGCAAUGUCAAACGAAACCGAAUGUGCUUACUCAACGCUGGUUUGUCACAGGGUUGUGACCUCUCCGAUAUUUUGCAAGCCAAAAACUCAGGUUACUUAUUUUUAUUAAUAUUCGGUUUUUUUUUGAUAUGAAUGAAACAUAUUCAGAGAUAACUUUCAAAAAGACUGUGCGUUCGCUUGUCAAUUUUUAAAAGGGAAAAAAACAAGUUGAGACUUGAUAACGAUACGAAAAAGUGAUAAGGUCUAGGAAGCUGUCAAUUACGCUGGAAUGAUAAGAAUAAUUUUUAAAGUUUGCUCGAAAAAUCUCCAAGGGACGACUUUUUUCAGGCCAACAAGUUCAUGAGCUUCGCCGGGCCUGGAAAACGAUGAUUUUCAGUGGAAAUGACUGA